Messenger RNA from Echinops telfairi (small Madagascar hedgehog), 422 nucleotides. It is a transcript of the gene KCNE4, whose product is annotated as potassium voltage-gated channel subfamily E regulatory subunit 4. Gene Ontology annotation, biological process: negative regulation of delayed rectifier potassium channel activity; membrane repolarization during action potential; regulation of ventricular cardiac muscle cell membrane repolarization. Bases 81 to 422 code for a protein of 113 amino acids. The record is from RefSeq and is a predicted model, not a curated record. Lineage: Eukaryota; Metazoa; Chordata; Mammalia; Afrosoricida; Tenrecidae. Gene Ontology annotation, molecular function: transmembrane transporter binding; voltage-gated potassium channel activity involved in ventricular cardiac muscle cell action potential repolarization; delayed rectifier potassium channel activity. The transcript is spliced from 3 exons. Gene Ontology annotation, cellular component: membrane.
UUGCGCACAGCGAUCCAGGUCUCCAGACUGCGGGACACUUUCUUCCGUGGUUGACCCCCGGCUGUGUGAGCACUGCUUCAAUGCUGAAAAUGGAACCCCCCAACAGCACCCACGCCAGCGCCACCACCUCCAGCAUCCCUAGAGACUUCCGUGUGCCCAACAGCGGCAGCGGCAAUGGCAACGAAUACUUCUACAUCCUGGUGGUCAUGUCGUUCUACGGCGUCUUCUUGAUUGGCAUCAUGCUGGGUUACAUGAAAUCCAAGCGGCGGGAGAAGAAGUCCAACCUGCUGCUGCUGUACAAGGACGAGGAGCGGCUCUGGGACGAGGCCCUGAAGCCGCUGCCCAUGGUUUCGGGCCUGCGGUCUGUGCACAUGCCCAUAAGCAUGGUCUCCCUGAAAGAGGCCCUCGUGCAUGGACCUUGA